AUGACAACCCCCUCCUCCACGUCCCUCCCAGAUCCCACACACCGAAAGCGCGAACUACCCCAGAACGAACUCGAAGCGACCUCGCAGCUGAAACUGGGCGAAUUCCAAAACGUGCCGACGCUCUCGUUAUCGGAGGCGCGGUUGGUUAUCAACAAAGUGCUGGAUUUGAGGAGGAAGGGGGAUCAUAAGUUUGAGGAGAGGGAGACCCUAGUGAAAACGCAAGAUUACCUUGAGCUCUUCGCGCGGUUCAAGGAGAAGGAAAACAUCGAGGCUGUCGAACGCCUUCUGUCUGCGCACACUGAACUUGAGUUCUUCGAGCGAUCGCAACUUGGGAGUCUAUGCUGCAAUGAUGCCGAAGAAGCCAAAUCCCUGAUUCCCAGCAUCGGAAACAAAAUCUCCGACACCGAGCUCCAAGAACUCUUGGAUGAAUUGACGAAGCUGAGGAACUUCGUGGAGUGA
Blastomyces dermatitidis ER-3 is the source of this 459-nucleotide messenger RNA. Its product is annotated as DNA-directed RNA polymerase II subunit RPB4. Gene Ontology annotation, molecular function: translation initiation factor binding; nucleotide binding. The transcript has 3 exons. Lineage: Eukaryota; Fungi; Ascomycota; Eurotiomycetes; Onygenales; Ajellomycetaceae. Gene Ontology annotation, cellular component: P-body; RNA polymerase II, core complex. The record is from RefSeq and is a predicted model, not a curated record. Gene Ontology annotation, biological process: nuclear-transcribed mRNA catabolic process, deadenylation-dependent decay; transcription initiation at RNA polymerase II promoter; mRNA export from nucleus in response to heat stress. The coding region runs from base 1 to 459 and encodes 152 amino acids.